Messenger RNA from Dreissena polymorpha, 3670 nucleotides. RefSeq names its product beta-1,4-mannosyltransferase egh-like. NCBI's taxonomy places the organism in Eukaryota, Metazoa, Mollusca, Bivalvia, Myida, Dreissenidae. Gene Ontology annotation, cellular component: cytoplasm. The record is from RefSeq and is a predicted model, not a curated record. The transcript is spliced from 3 exons. The coding region runs from base 828 to 2102 and encodes 424 amino acids. Gene Ontology annotation, molecular function: beta-1,4-mannosyltransferase activity.
UGAGUACAAAUGUAGGUGGUAAUCAAGUGGAGACAUAUAUUAAAUAUCCAAGCUUUUGAUUCGUACUGGUUUUUUAUGUCAUACUCACAACGCCAUGAAGGCGGCACUCCUUCCACGCCGACGAAGUUAUUGAUGUAUAUGAGGUGCUUCCACCAGUCCUGUCGGCAGCUGUCGGCGACGGCAAUCUUGUCCGGCCACAUGGGCCCGUCCCCCAGGUACAUGUAGAGGUACACAAAGGUCACCAUGACCAGAAAAUAUAGGGAGGGGUCAUUCUGAAUGAACAUUGAUAUUGUGUAACGAAGGGCAAACAAUUGAUCAAUCGAUGUGUUACGUUUAAAAUAAUUAUUUGAGAUAUUAAUAAUUAUAAAUAGAACUCAAACGAAAUAACAAGACACUAUUAAUUACAAACUACUCGAAUUACAUAGUAGUGCACGAGUAUUUAUGACUUACCUACAGAGCUUGCCUCAAUAGAACUUGGGCAAUGUCUUGAUGAAUGUGUACGAGUAUUUAUGACUUACUAACAGAGCUUGCCUCAAUAGAACUUGGACAAUGGCUUGAUGCGUGUGUACGAGUAUGUAUGACUUACUAACAGAGCUUGCCUCAAUAGAACUUGGACAAUGUCUUCAUGAAUGUGUACGAAUAUUUAAAACAGAGCUUGUCUCAAUAGAACUUGGACAAUGUGUUGAUGAAUGUGUACGAGUAUUUAUGACUUACCUACAGAGCUUGUCUCAAGUGAACUUGGACAAAAUACUUUGAUGAAUGUGCGCGAGUAUUUAAGACUCAUCAACAGAGCUUGCCUCAAUAGAACUUGGGCAAUGGCUUGAUGAAUGUGUACGGGUAUUUAUGACUCACUAACAGAGCUAGCCCCAAUAGAACUUGGGCAAUGGAAGAAUGUAACUAACAUACUAGAUACCGGCAUAGUGACGAUGAAAACGUUUCCAGCAACGCCCACACUGGAGGCUGUUAAGGCCAAGAUCCCGGUCCUCUGCUUCCGGGUAGUCACAAGGGGCCUGUACCCCGACCUCGUGAAGACCUAUGUGGAAAGGAACAUCAAGACGUGCUAUAAAGUGGGUCUUGACAACUUAAAGUUUGAGGUGGUGACUGAUAACGCAUUGAAUCUCCCCAAGUCUGCACUGGUACGGGAGCUCGUUGUACCUAACGACUACCAAACGUUGAAGAACUCGCUGUUUAAGGCGCGCGCGCUGCAGUACUGCAACGAGCCGUCGGUAAACAUCCUCUCCAACGAUGACUGGGUGGUGCAUCUGGAGACGCUGCUAACCGAGAGCUCCACCAUCGAACACGCGAACUUUGCCAGUCAGGGCCACGGGGUAAUCGGGCAGGGCGUCAUCUCGUAUGCCAAUGAGGAGAUGGUCAACUGGUGGACCACCCUGGCCGACUGCGUGCGCGUCUCCGUGGACCUGGGCAUGAUGAGAUUCUCAUUCAGCAAGCUCGGCUGCCCGCUCAUGGGGUUUAAGGGCUCUUACAUCAUCGUGAAAGAGUCCGUGGAAAAAGACAUCGGGUUUGACUUUGGACCGAAGGGAAGCGUGGCGGAGGACGUAAUGUUUGCGCUGGUGGCCUGGGGCAAGGGAUACAAGUUCAACUUCGUGGAGGGGGAGAUGUGGGAGAAAAGUCCCUUCACGCUCGGGGACUACAUCAAGCAGCGAAAGCGCUGGUUUGUUGGUCACGUGUAUACCCUUUUUAGUCCUGAAGUCCCAUUUAAGUGCAAACUCGGCAUGAUCCCAACAGAUUUAGGCUGUUUUCUACUGGUUGGGAAUAUUUUGAAUUUUCCAGCCUCGUUUGCGUUUCCAAUCCCACUUCCGCUUGUGCUGAAUGUUACCGCUGGAAGUAUGGGAGGACUGAUUCUGUUAUUGUUUACAUUCGGAUCAACAAAAUCAUUUAGGUCGCGAAAAUAUGGACUAUUCAGGAAAAUAUUGCUUAUUUUCGCUACAAUUCGUAUUAUCCCACUGGCGGCCUGUCUGGAUGCCAUCGCUUCGGUGUACGGAUUUUACACGCGUAAUUCCAGGGGUUUCCAUAUCGUUAUGAAGGAAACACAGAAACAAACGAAACGACAAUCGUCUCAGAUCGACAUGGACUUGAUCUAAUAGAAUUCAGGGCUAUUAGGAAUUAUGCAAACAAAAAUCGAGCCUUAUCAUAGUGCAUUUAUUUAUUUUGUUGUUUUGUGAGGAAAGUUUAUAUAUUUUCACAAAUUGACACAGUGGGACAUACGGUCAUCGACCUUUCAUACAUAUUUAAUUAGAUAUAUUGAUAUUUAAACUGAAAAUGUUUUCGUGUUACUGUCCAAAAGUAAGGAUGUAGUUCAUCACUUGAAAGACAACUCGUACAAUCAAUAUACACCAGCUCAUCCAUAGUGGUCUACCUUGAUUACGAGAUUUCUCGCACAUUGAAACAGUGCGUGUGUCUGUUUUGGCCUAAAUAAAUAACUUAGAUUUCAUGUUUACACAUACAUACGUAUUAUACCAUGUCAUUAAGCUAAUCUUGAUGCAAGUUGGUGGUCGCGUAUACCCUCUCGUGCUAACUGUUUAUAACUCCGUGGUUAAAAGCCCGAUUUUCUUUUAUAUUGUCCAUUCCUAAGAUGUUGUCCAUAUAUUUUGUAAUGGUGUUUAUACAUGUUUGUUCUUUAUACUUCAAGUUAUCUCAAUGCAUGCAUGGUACAAAAUUGUAUUGUACUCACAUACAAAUGGCUUGAAAUGCGCAGGGCUCAACUUGUUCUUCUAUCCUGGUACAUUCCAGCUUAAAAUCCUGGACUAAACCGAAUGUAUGGUUAUUCUCUUGUCAUUCGUAGUGUCUUUUUUUUAUUGCGGUCGCAUGUACCAAAGUUGUAUUGAUAAAAUGAACUAAGUCGAAUUAUAAAAAACAAAUCACGAAGACACAUUGUUGUAAAAUUAUUUGACAAGAGUUCUACAGAAAUCCUAAGAGAAUAACCGUUCAGCCGCGAUAAUGUGUUGAGUGUUUGUUAAAGUUACAAGAUCAAUUAAAUUUAUGAUAUGCCUAGUAAUAUCACAGCACUGUUACAAGAUAAGUAUUGAUGCAAAGCAUCAAAGGGCGCCUGGAAUUUCAGUGUAAAAGGCACUCAAUGAAGUGACAUGGAAUGAUUUUUUUCUACUGUAAAUAUUAAUAUAUUGGCCGAUUAUUUUAAACAAAGUAGAAAAAGAUACUGGUAUAACCAUUAUCUAUGAUUUUGUGUUAUAACCCCCAAAUAACCAUUAUCUAUGAUGUUGUGUUAUAACCCCCAAAUAACCAUUGUCUAUGUUUAUGUGUUAUAACCCCCAAAUUACCAUUAUCUAUGAUUUUGUGUUAUAACCCCCAAGUAUUUCAUAGUUUAUUUUAUUUACAUUGGUUUCAUUUUUUUUUUUACUGGCAUCCGUGUGCAGUUUUCAUUAAUGGAACACAACUCAGAGGGGGUUAUCACGUGACAAACAAGAUGGCGACGUCCAUGCCGAGGCAGGUAUUUUUCGUCGUUUUAUACCCUGUAUUACUUGUAUUAUUAUUUUUUAUUCCGCUCACUUUCCAGUCAAAUUAGGAAGAAAGUUACUGGCUUUUAUAGCAUAGUAAUAUUCGCUCUAUAUCGAUUUUACUCGGUGCGAAAUUUCUUAGCGGGAUGACCUAAUUAGGGCUCAACUAAGAAAAUUUGCGGGGAGUAAAGUCGAGA